GCUGCACCGCGCCGCCCACAACGCCGUCGCCCCGCCGCAGCCGUUGCACAAGCAAACCCCUUGCGGGCAACACACGCAGCCGCGCACCACAAGACAUCUCCGCCGCUCCACGGGGCGCCGCCAGCGCGCGGGUCCCGAGCCAAAGUCCCUCGCCCAUACACACAAUCAAAGGCAGCGAGUGCCUCGUGCAGGGAGACCUGCGCUACAGUAAAGCCUGCGCCGCGCCGCGGUGUGGGGCCACCGGCUGCCGUGGUUGAUCCCCACCGGUGGAUCCCGCAGCAGCAGUCACGCGGGCCGUGCCAGCAGCACGAGGCUCCCCGUCCGGUGGUGGUAACGUUGGGCGCCAUGCAGCACACGUACAGCCAUGAGCGGCAAGCGCAGAAGAGGGCUUACUAUGGAGACAGCGCGAGCGAGCGAGUGGCAGCUUCGGCGUGA
Trypanosoma grayi is the source of this 435-nucleotide messenger RNA. RefSeq lists its product as hypothetical. The transcript has a single exon. The record is from RefSeq and is a predicted model, not a curated record. Lineage: Eukaryota; Euglenozoa; Kinetoplastea; Trypanosomatida; Trypanosomatidae. The annotation marks the transcript as partial.